AAGAGAUACUCUCACGGAUUUUGAAAACACGCGUGCCUUGAAAUAUUUUGAUAUCUCUUUUUCCAAAUUUCAAAACCCAAUAUUAUUAAUUCUCUCAUACUAAGAAAGUACAGCUAGUCAGCUAGACUCUAGCUAGUGAACUUGUAAUAACUUCAUAUUAUUGUCUAACCCCAACUACCAUACUACCUCCAUAAAUACUGGCCUAUUUCUCUCUAUAAAAUAGCUACUCUUUUUGCUUCUUUCUUCAACUCUUUCUCUCUCUUAAUUCUCUUAUUAAUCUCUCUUCAUAUUGUUGAAUUAAUUAAGCAACUAAUUAACAAGGUUUUUAUUUGGUGUUCUUAGCUUUUGUCUCUCUUACUCACAUUAUAAUUUAAGGAUGUCUAUGGUGGAAGUUUUAGUGCCAAACCUUGAUUGUGAAGGAUGUGCAUCUAAAUUAAAGAAGGCUCUUUACAAGCUCAAAGGAGUUGAGGAUAUAGAAGUGGAAAUGGACACACAAAAGGUAACGGUAAAAGGGUAUAGACUAGAAGAAAGGAAAGUAAUCAAGGCUAUUAAAAGGGCAGGCAAAGCAGCUGAACCAUGGCCUUUUCCUUCACAUUCUCACUAUGCUUCAUUUUACAAGUACCCUUCCUACAUUACCAACCAUUACUAUGACACUUCUAAUGGCGCCGCCCCAAGUGUCCACGCAUUCUUCCAUACUCCGUCUGUGUACUCUGUGGCCGUGGCAUCCGAUGAGGCUGUGGCUUCCAUUUUCAGUGAUGAUAAUCCUCACGCAUGUAGCAUAAUGUAAUUUCAUUUAAUUAGUAGCAUGGCCUAGAUCACUUUUGCAUAUUGCACAUUGUGUUCUUGUUAGUGUAUGAUCGAUGUAUUGAUUGAUUAUUUUAUGUUAUAUGAAAGUGUACUGUGACCAUUUUUUUUAUCUCUAAAUUUUUUCUUUUCAUCCAAAGUUUCAAGUGCAUUAUGAAGUAUAUGCAUGCUUCCCCCAAUUUAAUCACCACGUUUUGAGUCUUUUGACUCAUGUACAACUUUGACUAUUAAUGUAUACUAGUCUAUAUUUAUCGAUCAAUAAAAUAUAAG
Messenger RNA from Chenopodium quinoa (quinoa), 1074 nucleotides. RefSeq names its product heavy metal-associated isoprenylated plant protein 31-like. The transcript has 3 exons. Gene Ontology annotation, molecular function: metal ion binding. The coding region runs from base 377 to 787 and encodes 136 amino acids. The record is from RefSeq and is a predicted model, not a curated record. Lineage: Eukaryota; Viridiplantae; Streptophyta; Magnoliopsida; Caryophyllales; Amaranthaceae.